GUUUGCCUGAAUCUAUUAUUGCAGCGGCAUGUGCCAGAAGUGGCCAGAGAGUUCUUCAUGUUGAUUCGAGAAAUUACUAUGGUGGAAACUGGGCCAGCUUUAGUUUUUCAGGAUUAUUGUCCUGGAUUAAAGAAAAUCAGAUGGUACAACAAAUUAUUUGGGAUUAUAGAGAUUUAUAGCUCAAGAGUAGCUAGCACAGUAAAAAAUGUAAUUAUAAUUGUUCUUUGUAAGCAAAAGACAGGUAUCAGUGAUGAAUGUGAGGACUGGAGAAAACUGAUCCUUGAGAAUGAAGAUGUUAUUUCUCUUAGCAAGAAGGGUAAAACUAUUCAACAUGUAGAAGAUUUCUGUUUUGGCGAUCAGGAUUCAGCUGAAGAUGUUGAAGAAGCUGGUGCAUUGCCAAAGCUGCCUGUCUUUGGAGCCUCUGGUGCGGAGGGGGUUGCUCAGGACUCGGAAAAAGAGAGCCCACCACUGGAGAGUGCCUUACCGGAGGCGGAGAGCUGGGAACCUGAAAAGGCUACAGGCACUGAGCCAGCAAGUGCAAGGGAAGGGAACGAUACAGAAAUAACCUCUGAGCGUGAAAGUUCUCAUAGUACAGCCUUAGGCGAGUCUGCUCUGGAACUGGGAAAAACUGAAGCUGCACCCUCAGAAAUUUCUGCCCAAGAACCAAAGAAAAUUACGUAUUCCCAAAUUGUUAGAGAAGGCAGAAGGUUUAAUAUUGAUUUAGUUUCCAAGUUGCUUUACUCCCGAGGUCUGCUAAUUGACCUUCUGAUUAAGUCGAAUGUUAGCAGAUACGCAGAGUUUAAAAAUGCAACACGAAUUCUUGCCUUUCGAGAAGGAAAAGUAGAACAGGUACCUUGUUCUAGAGCAGAUGUCUUCAACAGCAGACAGCUCACUAUGGUGGAAAAGAGAAUGCUAAUGAAAUUUUUGACAUUUUGUUUGGACUAUGAACAACACCCUGAUGAAUACCAAGACUAUGAGAACAGUACGUUUGCUCAGUUCUUAAGAACACGGAAGUUAACACCCAGCUUGCAGCACUUCGUUCUUUACUCUAUUGCAAUGGUUUCAGAGACUCAUUGCAGCACUCUUGAAGGUCUUCAGGCAACCAAAAAAUUUCUUCAGUGCCUUGGCCGCUAUGGCAAUACACCAUUUUUGUUUCCUCUCUAUGGUCAAGGAGAGAUCCCACAGUGCUUCUGCAGGAUGUGUGCUGUAUUUGGUGGUAUCUAUUGUCUUCGCCAUUCUGUGCGGUGCCUUGUAGUGGACAAAGGAUCUGGACGAUGCAAAGCAAUUGUGGAUCAAUUUGGACAAAGAAUAAGUGCUAACUAUUUUAUUGUGGAAGAUAGUUACCUUUCAGAGAGUGUAUGUGCAAAUGUGUGUUACAGGCAGAUCUCCAGAGCAGUACUCAUUACAGAUCAGUCUGUUCUAAACACAGAUUCAGAGCAGCAGGUUUCCAUUUUGAUGGUGCCUCCAGUGGACGUAGGAAAACCAGCAGUUUGCAUCAUUGAGUUGUGUUCCUCAACCAUGACGUGCAUGAAGGACACUUAUUUAGUCCAUUUAACCUGUCCAUCAACUAAAACUGCUAGGGAAGAUUUAGAGCCUGUUGUACAGAAGUUAUUCAAUCUAAAUACAGAAAAAGAGACUGGAAAUGAAGAACUGGAAAGACCUGGAGUCCUCUGGGCUGUCUACUUCAACAUGAGAGAUUCUUCAGGAAUUGACAAAAAUUCAUAUGAUGGCUUACCUUCAAAUGUUUAUGUCUGUUCUGGACCAGACUCUGCUUUAGGAAAUGACUGUGCUGUCAAACAGGCUGAGACUAUUUUCCAAGAAAUGUUUCCUACAGAGGAAUUUUGCCCACCACCACCAAAUCCGGAAGAUAUUAUUUAUGAUGAAGAUGAGAUUGCACCAGAAGAGUCUGGAUUCAGUAAUUCACCAGAGACAAAACCUGAACCCCCAACCGAAGAAAGUAGUAGUACUGCCGUUAAGAAAGAAGAUAAUGAAGAAUGAAUUAGCUCUGUUGUUUUAUUAGAAGAGGAGGUUGACCCAAACUAAAAUGUAAGGGAGGAAGGGUAAGAAAAA
Molecule: messenger RNA, 2070 nt
Organism: Phaethon lepturus (White-tailed tropicbird)
Lineage: Eukaryota; Metazoa; Chordata; Aves; Phaethontiformes; Phaethontidae
Product: rab proteins geranylgeranyltransferase component A 2-like
Exons: 14
Biological process (GO): protein geranylgeranylation; vesicle-mediated transport; small GTPase-mediated signal transduction
Cellular component (GO): cytoplasm; Rab-protein geranylgeranyltransferase complex; cytosol
Molecular function (GO): GDP-dissociation inhibitor activity
Source: RefSeq, a predicted model, not a curated record